This is a messenger RNA of Meloidogyne enterolobii, 273 nucleotides long. NCBI's taxonomy places the organism in Eukaryota, Metazoa, Nematoda, Chromadorea, Rhabditida, Meloidogynidae. The record is from the annotation of a GenBank genome assembly.
UUGUUUAAAAAUUGUAGAUAUAUGCAAACUUGUAUAAUUUUUCCAGAAAGGCGUAAGUCAAAUUACAGCGAGGAAGCAUGGCGCCGUUAUCUUGAAUAUCAAAAGCAAUGGCGUAAAUACCGUCAAACAAAAACCAUAGCAACGGGACUUAAUAUUCCAGCGGAUAUGCAAUAUACAAAAGGAAUGGGAUUAUCAGAAGGAACGUCUAAAAUGAUCGGAACUAGUAAAAUUGAUCAAGAAGUUCGGGUUCCAAAUGCAAGUUUUUUAAUCUAA